Amorphotheca resinae ATCC 22711 is the source of this 4285-nucleotide messenger RNA. RefSeq lists its product as hypothetical. Bases 233 to 3916 code for a protein of 1227 amino acids. Lineage: Eukaryota; Fungi; Ascomycota; Leotiomycetes; Helotiales; Amorphothecaceae. The record is from RefSeq and is a predicted model, not a curated record. The transcript has 4 exons.
CCUCGUCCCAGCUGCAUCCUCAAUUAUUGAAGCAUUCACGAAGAUUUGAGCUUCUUCGCCGUCUGCAAGCACCCGUGGAAUCUGCCGCAUCAUGGCCGGCAAUUAGUUUCGACCCGAUUAUCUGGACUCCCCAAGAGACUUUGUUAGGCACCCUUGCUUUCGCAGCAGCAAUCGAUCGAUAAGGCCAAAUCGGUGGUCCUGUCUAUGGAGGAGGCUUUAGGACCACAACGCCAUGGACGGGUAUGCGCCGGCCUAUGUGGCUCAUAAUGUACCUCUGUUGGUGGUCUCUGGACUGGGCUCUGCUCAACAGGAUCGCGCAGACCUGAGUAUAGAAGGAGUACGCAUAGCCUCUGAAGUACUCCCGGUGGAAUCAGAAGAUGCGCAGGUCUUACUUCGGCACUUCAAAGACAGUGAUGCAGAUGGACUCCCAUGGAAUGGCCGGGAGUAUAGUGGGAGGAAGAAGUUCAAGGUUAAGAUUGUUGGAAGGGAAUACGUUUUACCACUUCGUAGCGCUCGACUUCCCGAAUCUUCACGAGUACUCGAUUCCCAUACCUCUUACCCAGUAAACCGCCCGGUUCUGCAUUCGCCGUUGUCACCUUUGACCCCUGGAGCCUCCGUUUUUCCCGACGGCCUUGUCGAUCCAAGAUGGGUCGAAAAGCAUCAAGACCUCGUUCCGAGUGCCUACGUCUCUUUCUACGAAUUCACAUCGGAUCCGAAGUUGGCAAUACUUCAUGAUAAUCAAUUGAAAUCGGAUAUAAACAAUACCAAACGUAUAUUGAGUCAAUCUGGUUAUAGGACCCGCCUUAUAGUUGCUUUACUGAGCGAGGGAUCUAUUAUAAAGUCUCCUGAGGUCGAAGAUCGUCUAAUCAACAUCCGUAAAGCAACUGGUCUCGAUUCCAAGACCUCUCUCUUUUUCCUGCCUCCCCAAAGCUCACCCGUGGAACUCAAGGCGUUUGUUGAAACGAUCAUCUCGACAAUAUAUCCCCUUUGCAUAGAAUACUACAGGGACUUGAGCAAGCACUCGAGGCGCAAACGAAAUAGAGGCAUUAUUCCUCUACCCACGUCCCCGCCUACCUCGGGCACAUCACAAACCUUAUCUAGCCAGGGCUGGAAUGUGCGAUAUGACUUCAAGCUCGGAGUAUUUGCCGAAUUCCGGCAAGAGAUGGAUGCUGCUGUUCGCUCAUAUGAAAGUGGUUAUGAUGCCUUGCUUGGGCCAGAUGUUUUCGAGGCCAUCGCCAGCUGGAGCCCCCGAUGGGAUGAAGCUCGUCUUCUCGCCGAUGUCUUUGCUAUACGUAUCUUACGCUGCUUACUUUGGAAUAGGAAUUCAACAGCGGCUGUCCGGCGGUGGCAUUCACACCGUGAAAGGAUACGUGACUUCGUUGAUCGAAGAGGUAAAGGCUCGUCUACAUAUGGUUGGGAGGCUUGGGAGGCUCGAUGGGCCACCGUGAUGGCUGAAAUCAUCGAGAAGGCCUCAAUCAGUGAAUUCACAUCGGAAAGCACGUCUUUCUACUUGCAUCCAGAGAAGAGCAUCACCAUCGGGGAGAGGUUAGAGCCCUUAGAAUGCCUUCACCACCCGGGUUACUGGUUUUAUCUGGCCUCAAAGCAUCUCAUGCACCGCCGUGCUCGCGCUCUCGCAAUCCCGGAAGAAGACAGGUCUCCUCCUGGCUGGUCUCCAGCUUCACAGAUUGCGAGUAAGGCGUACACUUAUGACACAUACCUCUGUCCGGAACCUCAUGAAGAGAAUCCGCUUCCCGGACGCAAAGGCGUUGACCAUUCUCUGCUGAUUAUUGAGUCCUUGACAAAAGCGAUUGCUGAGUUCGAGAAAAGAAAACAGACACGCCUAGUGCACGAGCUGUCCCUUCAAUCAGCAAAUGAGAGCAUGAGGCGAGAGGAUUGGGACACUGCUCUGCAGAUUCUUCGUCCUCUUUGGCAGAAAAUGUCAUUCAGGAGGGAGGGUUGGUGGGAUGCUGUAGAAGAGAUUGGAUGGGCACUGAGAAAUGCCGCUGUACAUGUAGGAGAUGGCGGAACAAUCGUUGCUGUGGACUGGGAACUCUUGAAUAGAAGUUUCGUUUAUCGUCCGAAGUGGCAUUAUGACAUAACAAAAUCCUUAGAGGGCGUUAAGCAAGUCACGACCAAACCAGUGGUUGUGCUUCAUGAUCAAGAUGUCCAUUCAUUUUUAUCGGCGACCUUCGUUUUUGAGCAGGCCGAGGGAAAAGUUGGUGAGCUCUGUCAUUAUCAGUUGGCGGUCACAUCAAGCGCUCUGCCAGCAUCGGCCCCAGUAACAAUGGCCGAAGUAAGGAUAGAGUUUGAUGGUAGCAUGAAGCCUCUUAUAUUGCGACAUAAAAGUACCACCGAAGAUAAUACGCAGGACCGGGGCGAGGUUCUCCUAAGCACGGUAUCUCUUUCUGAUACUCUCUCUGGAAAACGAAGUUCACAGUCCGGAUCAGGUCAGGAUAGACGGCCAACCUUGACUGGAGAGGAUGAUCUUACCUUUCGGCCGGGCCAGACCCGAGUAUUUGGGUUCAGCAGCCUGCUGAGAGAAGCUGGGGAUGCAACUGCAGUAUCUGCCACAUUUUCUCUAGCUUCCGAACACUUCGAUCUUGAUUACGUCCAGAGAUUUGAAAAUACGACUGCUCCAGACGUAUGGUGGGGAGAGCGCUCUGUAAAGAGGAGACUGGUUCGCCCCAACGCUUCUACGAUCACAGUACUUCCAAAGCCACCGAAGGUGGAAAUGCGUUUUAUUGAGCUACAAGAUCAAUAUUACACAAACGAGAAUAUCACCCUGCAACUUGAGGUCAUCAAUGGAGAGGACGUCGAUUCGAUUACGAGUCUUGACGUGCGCUUGCUAGGGGAUCGCUCACCACCUCUAACGUUAAAGCUGGCUGCCGCAUCUGAGACAGAAACAGAAACAGACAGGAGCAAUUCUCUGCCAGGACUUUCAAUUGGGAAGAUCGCAAGUGCAGCUUCGUCCCUUGUUGAGAUUCUCAUUCCAGCUAUCGACUUGCCUGCGACGUACGAUCUGAUGAUGAAAGCCUCCUACCACCUCGUGUCUGACAUGGAAACUCCUAUAUAUCGUUCUGUUGUGACCCAACUCACGCUUAUCAACCCCUUUGAGGCCAACUAUGACUUCUCCCCUCGUAUUCACCCAGAUCCGUGGCCAAGUUUCUUCAACCAUGAUGAGACAGAGAAUACGGGAACAGCCUCACAAGACAUUGCAGUACACGGCCUGGCGCAGCAAUGGUGCCUAACUAGCCGAUAUUUUUCAUUUGCAGCAGAGGACUUGAUUGUUGAGGACAUCGAUAUCGAAAUACUCAGCACAAAUGGUGCCAUUAAGUGCACCACGAAUAAAGCCUCUCCCAUACCUUCCGGUGGCAUCCGUGUGAGCCCUAAAAGUCUCGAGGAGGCUGAAUUCGAUGUCUUCACUCAAAAAAUAUCUUUGGAUGACAGAAGCACAGCAACACUCGACGUUUCGUUGGCAAUAAAAUGGCGUCGUGAUAAAGAGGAUUCUACCUUGAACACUACCAUCUUAGCUGUUCCUCGGCUUCUUGUUUCAAGCAAUGAGCCAAGGGUCCUUGCUUCAGUGUCUUAUUCGGGAACUAUCCAUUCUACAGUCCACUUCGAUGUGACGAUCGAGAAUUCGUCAAGCCACUUCCUUACUUUUGGAUUAAACAUGGAACCCAGUGAAAAAUUCGCUUUCUCUGGCAUGAAACAGGCGACCCUACAGCUUGUUCCACUAUCAAGACGGACAGUGAGGUUUAGACUGAUACCUUUUGUCCGUGGUGACUGGAUAGGGCCCAUUCGCUGCGUUAUAAGGGAUAGGUAUUUCCAAAAAGUGCUCAAGAUAGCCCCCACAGAGGGAAUGAAGAUCGAUAAGGACGGAAUACUCCUUUGGGUCCCUCCAGAUGAAGAAUUCUAGACCAUCGUGAUGGGCGUGACAACGAAACGCCAAAUCGUGAUGAAAUGAGAUGAUCAUGCUAUAGACAGGGACGGAACGGACAGUGUCGGGGAUAUAUGGCAAUAAUAAUCUAUGGUAUCUAUCCUCUGCCCGAUUAUAAUUUGCCCUUGGGUCGUCUCGGGGGGCCGCCUACCCGCUUUUGCCAUUCUUGUGACACAGUCGACUUCUCUAUCAGACUCUUCUUCGUCCAUUCCAAGUAACUCCUCAUUUCCGCAUGGAAUCUUUGUAUCUCCUGACCGAACCAAGGAGCUGCAGCGUCAGCACAUUGAUCGCUUGCCUCCAUAGCUACAAGAUGACCAAUCCCUUUCAGCACCACUUCCUUCACCCUGC